AGUCUGGGAGCUGGCAGGAGGGGAAUGAACCGUGAGGGCGUCCCCGGCAAGAGUCCGGAGGAGAUGUAUAUCCAGCAGAAAGUGAGAGUCCUGCUCAUGCUGAGGAAGAUGGGAUCAAAUCUGACUGCUAGUGAGGAGGAGUUCUUGCGCACGUAUGCAGGGGUAGUGAACAGCCAACUUAGCCAGCUUCCUCAACACUCAAUUGAGCAGGGUGCUGAGGAUGUUGUGAUGGCAUUUUCCAGAUCAGAGACAGAAGAUAGAAGACAGUAACUACAGGGUACCUGAACAACACAGAACUGGAGAGGACAGUGAGAUUCCUGAAGAUAAAGGAGGAUGGCUGAGCAUUAAUAAGUUCCUUGGCCCCCCCUAGUUUUUCCAUAGUAGUCCUUUUCCUUUUUAGUUUUACUUCCCUUUGCCCAUCCCUCAGAAUGCAUCUCUCAGCCAUCCGUUCCUAUACGUUGUUGCUACUCGUCUGGGCUGUGUUAAUUAAGGACAAACCUAAAGAUGUAUUUUCGAUUGGCUCAAAGGGACAGACUGUUAUUGGCUAAAGGAAGACAGUUUUUUAAACUUGACCAAUGGAAACCUUUUAUUUCUCAUUUUAUUUCGUAUUUUAAAAUAAGUCUCUUGACAUCCUACUUCUAAAGAAGCUUUUCAUGCUGUGGUGCUGAUUUAGGUCAAACUUGUGAAUUUGAAGAGAGCUUGAUUGGCUGCCUAGAACUGGAAGCAAGGGGUGCUUGGCUGGCGAUGCAAAUGCUUUCUCUUCAGUUGGCUUGCAGGUAUUCUGCUGACAUCAACAUUUUUCAUUGCAAAAAGCUGGUAUUUUGGUGCAUUGGUUAUUACUUUAUUGACUUGGGGGAAAAAGACAAACGUGCUUUGCAGUAUUUAUUACAUCUACACACACAUAUACAUGCUUGCUUUUUGGGUUUAUUUGUUUUAUUUUUGAUUGGCUUUGAAAUCAUGUUUUUAAUUUCCUGUUGGCCGCAGUGUUUCCAAUGCAGUCAGGUUUUCCAUGCUCAUCUGCUCUGUGGCCUCAAGCUCUUUUGGGAGCAUGUGUCUAAAGCAUAUUUACUUCAAUAAGUCUACCUGUUUCAGGUGGACCAUGGAGAUCAGCAGCUGUUCUGUGCUUCUCUGUGGGCUGUACCAUGUGCUCCUGGAAAAUCUGGUCAUUUAGGUGGCUUCUCUCUGCUUCUAACAGAGGAGCUGUGGAUAUUUUGCAGGAAUUGCAAGAAUGAGAUCUAUGAAUUUGCCAAAUUUGUAUAGAGAAUGUGUGAGCUGCUUCAAAUGCUACAUAUAGUUUGAUUUUAACCCUUUAAUUGCUGCACAAAACUUAGCUCUCAUGUAAGGGAGAAUUAAUAACCAUUAGCUUAAAUCCAAGUUUCACUGGGCUUUAAUGAACUAAGUUCCUAAUCACUUGAAAAAUUAUAUGUGGUUUGGCUCCCUGCAGCAGUUCAGUGAUAGAUAGAAUUUGUCUUGAUCCUGAGAUAAUACUGUUUUCUUUAGGCACUGCUCCAAGAGAGGCAGUAGCACUGCACUACGCUUUCCAGGCACAAGUUUCAGUGAUGCUUUCAGGCUUAUUCUGGUAGCAGUUGCAGCCUCUUAAAACACACAGUUAAGCAUUUACAAACUAAAGAACCUGUGGUGAAACUUCAGGAAGUGCACUGACUGUUUUUGUAUUUGCACCUGAAAUAUCAGAAGCCUGAAGUUUCUAGCACUGCUGCCAAAAGCCUGGCACUUCAUUUUCUUUCGUAUGUAGAGGUCAUUUUUACAAAGCUCCUAGAUUUUCCUGUGAGUUGCACUGAUUUUGAGGUGUUUCAAAGCCUAUUUGAGCAGAACUCCAUUCACCUGUUCCCGAUUCCUUUCGCACGGUUGUUAAUUUUGUGGAAAAAAUAAUUUGGAAUCUGACUGUGACAACAUGACCAUUUUCGUGGCAAGAAGUUAUGACGACAAGAUG
Molecule: messenger RNA, 1951 nt
Organism: Nothoprocta perdicaria
Lineage: Eukaryota; Metazoa; Chordata; Aves; Tinamiformes; Tinamidae
Gene: CTNNBIP1
Product: catenin beta interacting protein 1
Exons: 3
Coding region: 25-270 (81 amino acids)
Biological process (GO): negative regulation of Wnt signaling pathway
Cellular component (GO): cytosol; beta-catenin destruction complex; nucleus
Molecular function (GO): beta-catenin binding
Source: RefSeq, a predicted model, not a curated record